AUGUACGUCUCCUCCCCCCGCCGCCGCCGCGCCCCAAACCCAAUUCGCAUCCGCCGCCACGCAAACAGUCCUCUCCUCGCCGGCCGCAGCCCCGCGCCCUGGACGCCAGACCACCCGGUUCCCCCGACCCCUUCGACAAUAGCGUCCCCGGACUCCGCCGAUACCCCGACGUUUCCCGUGAGCCCUCCAUCCGCGACAGUGUCGACAUGUAAAACGUUAUGGGAUACCGUUCUAGAGCGUACUCCCGAUGAAUCGUUCUCGGAAACAGCGGAUCGGGGUUGUGGAACGGAUCAGGAUUGGGGAAACAAGUCGCCGUACCCCUCGACGGAGGACUCGCCGGCAUCAACAUAUUGGGGGGUUGCCGAACUGGAGCGAACGAAAGAUAGCCCCGGCGAAGUGACGCCUGGUGCCAGUGUUAGUCCUCGUACUGUGGGCAUUCCGAGGACGCCUGCCAGUACACCCGUUGCUGGGCGGGCUGGGUCUGCGAUUGCUGUUGGUAGAAGAGGAGGGGUGUCAAAGUUGAGGAGGAUUAUGUAUUCUCCUGGGUUGCCUGUUUCGCCGCCGCUGCGAUGGUGGAAGGGUGAGGGAUAUAGGCCGGUUCGUGGGGCUGAUGGGGAGGAUGAGAGUGAGAGUGGGAGCGGUAGUGAUGGUAGUUCACCCCGACCUCAGCCACGACUUCACCACGGCUUUGCAGAGAUUCAGACCCCUAUUGAAGCAUCAUUUCAUUACAUCAGCUCUCAAACAAUGACAGACCUACAUACCCGCCAUUUCUCCCACAUCGGAGGUAACUCCACCGAACUCCUCGACCGUCUCGCCGUUUCUGAGCUCUGCAAAGGCUGGCCUGUCUACCGCGAUGCAAGCGAAUGGGCCAACUACCGCUCCCUCUUCACCAAGGAUACCUACGUUUGGACCACUUGGAGCGGCGCACAGCCCAUUGACGACUUCAUUCGCAUGUCCAUCGCGGGCAAGUCGGCAGGGGCCUCCAUCAUGCACCGUGAAUGCGGCACUCUUGUUGAGCUGAAACCAGAUACGGGCCGCGCCGUGGGCAAGAUGAAGGCCACCAUUACCCAACGCUUCAAGCACCACGACGGCUACGAGUACGACGUCGACUGUGACUGUCGGUUCCUCUUUUUCUAUGAGAAGACGAAGGAAGAGAGAGGUGAUGGCAUCGAGAGGGAUGAGGAACACUGGAAAGCUGCGUACGUCAAACUUAUAUAUGAAAAGGACAAGAUUGUACCCGUGGAUGGGGCCAGGGCACCAGUCUUCGCGGACGAGGUGCUGGCUAGGUAUCCUGCGGGAUACAGAUACCUCGGAGCUGCGCAGUGUACUUUGGGGUACGAGAUUGAUGCCAAGCUUAUCACGGGAGAGGACGAGAGGGCUUGCAGCAAGAUGUACCAGAGUAUGGAGAGGUGGUUGGAGGGGGAAGAUGGUCCGGUUGGCCUUUUCGAGACUUGA
Molecule: messenger RNA, 1455 nt
Organism: Colletotrichum lupini
Lineage: Eukaryota; Fungi; Ascomycota; Sordariomycetes; Glomerellales; Glomerellaceae
Product: catabolic 3-dehydroquinase
Exons: 3
Coding region: 1-1455 (484 amino acids)
Source: RefSeq, a predicted model, not a curated record